UUGGUAAUUUGUUGUAUGAUUGCAUCUCAUUUUUGGCACCGCACAUGGACUUCCGGUUGGAAAAAAUGAAAUGAAUUUCAGCAAGAUUUGUGUAAUCCUAGGCCUUCUGGCGAUGGCUCAUGCGGCUUAUUCUGCUGCGCAACAUCGCACAUAUUUACGACUUACAGAACAAGAAUUUACUAGUUUACCUUUAGAUAUAAUUUUACAGUGUUUUGUUGGUUUAAUUUUGACCUGUUAUGGUGUUGUUCAUAUAUCUGGAAUAUUUAAAGAAAUUAGAGCAAAUGCUGACCUUGAUAAUAAAUCUUGGGACAUGUUAAGUAGUAGACAGUCCAUGUAUUCAUUUAACCACCGAGGUGUAGCUUUGUACAGAGACAGAGGAUAAAUCCAGCAUAAUAUACAUCUACAAAAAUCAUUCCUUUUCCAUUGGACAAUUUUGAUUGAAAGGAGUUAGCUAUAGACUUCCAUCGAAAAACAAAUAACUUCAAAAUGUUGUUAGUUCCCUAUGAUAAGUGCAAAUGUACUAUUAGGAAAACUAAACUACUCAUUCAUAGACUUGUUUAUAGUCAGAAUUAAUAUAUACUUUUGUAAACAGACUUGAACUUUUAUUUUCAUUCAGAAUCACUAUUACUUUAUUUGAUUGUAUAUCUUUUAUGUUAAGAUCAUUUUUAUUGGUCAAAGAUUAUUAUAAUGAUUUGAGCAAUACCUGUUGUACAUGUGUUGUAAACAUUAUUUUCAUUAAUGUAACUCUCUGUCAUGCCUGUGGAUAGUUAAAUUAUACUUUUUACAUGUUUAUCUUUACUGUUUUUCAUGUUGUCCAUGUGAAGUACAAGCAUCAUUAAACAUUUUGUCAUUUUGGUACAAUUUUAUGUAGCAAUGGGGACAUAAAGUGUAAAUCUGAUCUGUACAUACGUUUUUACCAAAAUUGAUUUCCUUCCAAACUUAAAAUUGUCUUAAUCAAAUGUUAUGAAAGUUGCACACCAGGCUGGUUACCAAGAAAACAAAAAUCAAGUUUCAAUUUGUGAGAUGUCACUUUUUCUUUUUGGAGUUAUGUCCCUUUAUUACAUGUAUAUGGAAGCUUGAGCAUCAUCUUUGUACCAGGUCAUUCUCCUUUUCUUAAAAAUUCUUUCAAACUCUUUGUUUUGAAAUAGCUAUUUAUUGUUAAUAGAGUUUAAUAUUUUUCUGCUCUUCCAAGCAGUAGAUGAAAUUGGUUGUCCAACAUUUCAUUUUUUUCAAUUUGUAUUCUUUUCAAUAUUUGAACUUUACAGGACACAUGAAAUCAAAAGUUGCAAGCAUAUGGAUUUAAAGUGAUUGAAUCAUUGUCUUGAAAGUGAAUAAUGUUUCAGUGAAAUAUUUUAGUCAUUGCAGUUAAUGUCCCUUUAAAAUAAGAAAAUAAAGAAU
Mytilus trossulus (common blue mussel) is the source of this 1398-nucleotide messenger RNA. RefSeq names its product ER membrane protein complex subunit 5-like. NCBI's taxonomy places the organism in Eukaryota, Metazoa, Mollusca, Bivalvia, Mytilida, Mytilidae. The coding region runs from base 71 to 382 and encodes 103 amino acids. The transcript has 4 exons. The record is from RefSeq and is a predicted model, not a curated record. Gene Ontology annotation, cellular component: Golgi apparatus; early endosome; plasma membrane.